AUGCUUUUCAGACCUCAAUACAAAAUCAUCAUCUACCUCUUCCCUUUCCUCACACCAUCAAUAUAUGCACAAACAACACAAAUAUGUGAUUCCACAAAUGCAACAACAACCUCUGGAAGAUAUACAUUCUUCCCAGAUAUUACAACGACUGAUAAAGAUGGGUAUCAAUGCACAGAUUUCUCCCUCGCCGACGAGAAUAGCGGUAGCGUAGGUUCAACAACACUAUUCAACACCACUUUUUCCUGGUCCUCCCCCGAUAGCUCUACCCCACACUCUUUCCCCUCCCUAACCCUCAAUCUCCCCUCCAUCCUCCCCAUCGCCAUCUCCAACAUCUCCCUCUUCCCCCUCACCAACAACUGGGCUCUCUACCCGGGCAACCCUCUCCACACCAUCUCCGCCACCACCCCUGAUUCCCUCCAAAACGCAUCCGUGAUCGCAGCCUGCUACCUCAACAUCUACCUCGAUCUCGAACCCUCUCUCUCCCUCGACAAACGAUUCGCCGCUACCAAAAUCUCCAUCUGGCAAGCUAACUACGGUGGUUUAAUACCACUAGGUUACAACGAUACCGCAUCUACAAUCACCAGACCAGUGAUAAACCUCGCGGGAAUAUCAUAUACUCUCUACGUAUCGCAAACCUCUCCAUCGACUUCUUCUUCUUCUUCCUCUUCAAAUUCCUCCACAGGCGUAGACGACGACCCACAUGUCCCCCAAACAAUCUACACCUGGUACCCCUCCAUCAACGCCACCACCCUCACCGCAAUGGAUAUCUCCCCGCUGCUCAACUAUCUCUGGAGAGAAGUAUAUAUUUCCAGCAACGCGUAUAUCGGAUUUGUGGAGUGGGGAUUAGAUGCCAGGAAUAGUAAUGGGAAUGUAACGUGGAGUGUGUAUAAGACGGGGAUGACGGUUAAACCGGGGACCCCGGUGAGGGCGGUGGGGAUGGGGAGGAGGAAGGAGGUCUGGAGGGGGGAGAUGCUGGCGUUAGUGGGGUUGUGUGUUGGGGCGGUGGUGUUGUUUGGGUAG
Botrytis porri is the source of this 1020-nucleotide messenger RNA. RefSeq lists its product as uncharacterized. Bases 1 to 1020 code for a protein of 339 amino acids. Lineage: Eukaryota; Fungi; Ascomycota; Leotiomycetes; Helotiales; Sclerotiniaceae. The record is from RefSeq and is a predicted model, not a curated record. Gene Ontology annotation, biological process: polysaccharide catabolic process. The transcript is spliced from 2 exons. Gene Ontology annotation, molecular function: cellulase activity.